AUGGAUGCCAAGCAAUCCUUCCCCGGAGGCUAUGAGCAAACACUCCCCGUGCUCACUCGGCCUCCAGCGUCCGACUCCUCGACAUGGGCUGAAACCGACCCGAAUUUCGACACGGACCCCUAUACAAUGUCAAUGCUGUCGCUCCCCCCAACUACACCUGCACCGCCCCCUCAGACCGCAGCGCCAGCUUCCGCACCCAAUGCGACAUCUCAGCAGCCAGCGCAAGCUCAAGCGACAGCCACCACCACGUCCACAGACCGCAAUGCCCCUACAAAGAUCCGUAAGCCUCGUAAGGCGGCCAAUGCAUCGGCGGGAAAGUCUACGCUGUUCUGGGUCCAUUCCGACCCCGACUCUGCCGCCGGGGGAACAAAGGAAGAAACCUUGAAGCGCAUUCGGUCCCAUGUCAUGUCAGAGCACAAUCGCAAAAAGCGAUUGGAGAAUACCAAGAAAUAUAAAGGCAAAUCCUGGAAACACCUGGCCUUUCAGCCACCAGAGACGAUCCCGGGGGGAAUGGGUCCGCCCCGACCCCCGGUGUCAACACCCUCGUCCUCGUCGAGCAGUAGUCGCUUGGGCUCGCAGGUCAGCGAGUCGCCUCCAUUGAAAAACGAAUUAGUUCCCACCACGUCCGCCGUGGAGUACUAUACGCCUGUGCCGGCCGAAACAGCAACAUGGACUGAGCAAACCUGGAGCGAGGAUUCAUGGGAGGACAGUAAUUAUGAUGGAGUCGAUGGAGUCGUGGGGUUUUCUACGACAUCCCAACGCUAUUCUCCAUGGUCAUAUGUGGGAUCGGGAGUACAUGAUCCGUUUAAUACGGGACAUACACAGCUUACAGAUCGUAUGAUGCGGCAUUUACAAAAUUUUUUGUGGGAUUUGACACAAGAAGCGCAUCCAUUGCAGACGCGGUAUAAACCCAAGUUGCAGGCCCAUUGGGCCGCUCUUAUUCAGCGAGACCCCGCCAUUCUCCAUGCGGCAAUUUGUAUGUCUACUUCCAAUGCAGCCAUGCAACGGGGUGAAUUGCCCAUUCGGGAUCCGAAUCAGCAUCGCAGUGCCCUUGUGGUUGAUACAUUUCACCAUCGAGGCGAGACGAUUCGAUUAGUGAAUGAGGGUCUAUCAGACCCGGUGAAGUGUUCCAGUGAUGAAUUGAUUGCUGCAGUGUCUACAUUAUUAACGAUCGAGAUUGCAUCGGGUAACCCCGACUAUCUAAAAAUCCAUCUGGCUGGCUUGCGUCAAAUGAUCGGAAUGCGCAAGAAUUUCGCCGACGUGCCAUCUGACAUCCGAUUCCAAAUCAAUUGGACGGAUAUCCGAGUCGCAUGCAUGGCCCUCACCAAACCCAUCUUCCCCUUCGUCCGCUCCACCCGUCCCCCAGGACUGUCCCUCCUUCCACCCAACGACGACGUUGGCCUCUGCGCAACCCGUCUCCUCCCCCUUAUGAAAAUCCCAGGAAUCUUCAGCGACACCUUCUCCAAAAUUAUCUACGACCUCCUCGAACUCUCCUGGUACGCCGAGUGGAUCAAGGGUAGCAGCGGGUACCAAGAAUUCGACAGUGACACCGAAGAUUACUUCAACUUCGAAGUUCUCUACGUCGAGUACUCUCUCCACGCAGACCGAUACACGCCCACUGGCCAAAUCAAGGGCGACAACUCGAUCGAGGGCUGUACGCGCCUUGCCUGCCUUUGUUACCAUAACAGUGCCAUCUGGACUUUUUACCCCAUGGUUGCGCCCUUAUUGCCAAAGCCGAUUCUAGCACUGCGGGCUGCCCUGGAAGCGACUAUCCCCUCGGGACUGUUUUCGCUGUGUCGCGAUCUCCUGAUUUGGGUGCUUUUCAUUGGUGCGGCUUGUAGUCAGGUGAUGCCCUCUGAGCGCACGUAUUUCGUUACGGAGUUGGCGGCGGCGGUGCAAUUGCAUGGUGUGACCUCCUGGCAGGAGUGCCGGUCUAUUCUGCUUGGGUUCUUCCAUGCGGACCGGGUCCACUUGGUUACACUGAGGCAGGUGUGGCAGGAGGUUCAGGGACGGAUGGAUCCGGCUGGUGUGUGA
Molecule: messenger RNA, 2034 nt
Organism: Penicillium subrubescens
Lineage: Eukaryota; Fungi; Ascomycota; Eurotiomycetes; Eurotiales; Aspergillaceae
Exons: 4
Coding region: 1-2034 (677 amino acids)
Source: RefSeq, a predicted model, not a curated record